GCUGAGCAGAUUAGGCAUCCCAGAGGGGCGGGAGAAGGAAGGAGUAGGAAGCUCUAGAAACCUGCAGGGCGGCUGAGCAUGUUAGGCAUCCCAGAGGAGGAAGCUCUGCUCUUCUCCUCUGCUUCACUUCCAGUGUUCGUACAGGGACGGGUGCAGGAAUAACCGGAGGGGAAUUCAGACCUUCAGGCUAAAAUGAGUCUAGGUUUUGUGGUUUGUUUGAUAGAAUCACAGAAUUGUUUGGGUUGGAAGAGACCUUAAAGAUCAUCUCGUUCCAUGGGCAGGGACACCUUCCAGUGAACCAGGUUGCUCAGAGCUCUAUCCAGCCUGGCUUUGAAUGCUUCCAGGGAUGGGACAGCCACAGCUUCUCUGGGCAACCUGUGCCAGGGCCUCCCCACCCUCCCAGGGAAGAGUGUUUUCCUAAACAACAAAGAAUUUCCUCCUAAAGAAAUUUACAACCUCUCUCAAACCAGGAAGAAGCAGUGCUGUCCCGUUCCCCUCCCUGUGUGAUGUCAGGCAGAGCUCCUUACCCAGCACGAAGGACACAGGGAUUAGCUCAGCAUAACUGUUGCAGUACAGCGCCAGCUUCUCGAACAUCAGCCUUUGGCUCUCGCUCAGGAUCAGCCUAAAAGGCACAAACAGAAGCAGCAGCCUCAGAGAAGAGUCUGGGCCUUGUCUGGGGAGCUGGGAGAAGGUGCCCAGGCGGGCGUCGGCCACGCGGUUGGUGUAAGUCACGGUCAUCACAGCUCCUGGGGCACACACAGCGGGAGGAGCUGGAGCUGGAACAGAGGGAGGAGACAAGCAAGAUGAAAGGCAAGAGGAGAAAGACAGCGAGAAACAGCUGGGAUCCAAAGCCAGAUAUGUUUCUGUAAAAUGACAAGCAUCUUCCUGGAACGCUGCUGGCAAAAAAAAAUGCAACCCAAAGGAGAGCAAAAACCCCAGAAAGUCGAGAUUUCUUAGGACUGAUCCAGGUGAAGGCACCCAACAAGAAUUGCUGUCUUUAAAUUUGGGUUGAGGGCUGUAUCUGGACUUUGCUGGUCCCAGUCCUGCAGGCAGAACAGCCCUCCCUGUUAGAGAUCUGCGGGAUGGAGUUUGGCCAGGCUCACAGAGCCCGAAUUCCAGCAGCUCCACCUCCCCUCUCCUUCCACCAUAUGUUGCACAAUAAAUCACACUGGAUGAAAAAAGGCAUUCAGGCUCCUGAAAUGCUUCCCAGUCAUGCAGCAUCCUCGUUGCAAUUCUAGUCUAGCAUGGAUAAAUAUUUCUUUAUCAUCAAUUAAUAAUCAGACCCACUUUCAUAUAAAUCUGAAUUUGUAAAAAACCCCAAAACAAACAAACAAACAAAAAACACCAAGAAAAAAACCACCAACCCCAAAACACUGGUGUAAUCCAUGCCAGGCAGAUUGGUGAAUGAUCACUUGGUUUAUCAAUAAUUAUCCAGUGUGAAACUACUGGUAUUUCUAAAUCUUAACAUGUCACCAGGGUGUUACUUAGGCAUUGCUAUUUAACAGAGGUAACAACGUUAGGAACUAUGGGGCCUUGGGCUCUCCCCUGAACGAUGGAGACAAAGAAGCACUUCAAGGGACAAUUCACACCUUGCAGCACCUGAAGGCAGAUAAGUUUGUGCCCCUGUUCCUUAUUUAAACACCUCAGUUAAAAAUCUGCACCUGGGUGGGGACAAGUGUAGUUCCAGUGAACUGCUGCUGUGAAGAAAAACAGCAAAGUCUGGGCUUCUUGGCUACUUCAGCCAAACAAUAUCUUUUUCCUGGCUUUGGCUUUUUGGUGCUGCUCCUCCUUUGGGUUUCCCUGCGGUAACUCAGGUCCCUGAGUCCCCUCUCGUGGGUUAUGUGGAGGAGCAGAGCUGGUCCCUGUCCCCAGCUGCACAAAUGCACAUUUCCCUAAAUCCUCGUGCACAUCUGUGCCAUUCCCAUAUGGAUUUCUGUGCACAGGACUUGGAAGAGUGGGCUCUAACUGCCCCAGGGACUACACACAUGGGCUGUAUGGAAAAGAAACGUAUGCCCAUAAACCCAUAAAUUUUGGGGGGCUGCUUACACAAAGCUGUCUGUUUUCUCUAUGCUUUGGGUCUUGAGAGAGCCCAGGGAGAGUUUUUGUUGCGUAAUUCAGAUACACAGUCACUUUUUACCAAAGAAGGAAAACUUCAGCUCUUGUCCGUGUAAAUAAUGGAUGUCACCCACCUCUGUGCAGCUCUGCUCCCGCAUGGGAUAUGUUUUUUCUCCCCAGUGCUUUUCCCUCCGGCCCAGAAUGGUUAAGGCACUUCCCUGCCCACCUGCUGGCCUCAGUGGGACUGCCCAGGGAUGUCACUGGGCAGCUGGCAUGCUCCAAGUACCAUUUGGGGUUGAGGUGGGAGGUGACUCACUGACACACCGGGGUCGCUAUGGGGAGGAAGAGCCAUCCCCUGCAUGGCACUGCUGCCUGCAUCCACCUGCCUCAUCCCUCCGGACCAGCCAUUGCACCUGGAGCUCCACUGCCACUAACCAGAGCGUGGGAACCCACGGCAACCGGGAUCCUGCAGCGUCAGGUGCAUCACCCACCACGUGAGACGGCAAAGAGACACGAGCAGGAACCCCAGGAGGUUAUGCAGGGCUGGAAUUUUCCACAAAGGCUGCAAAAUGUGUCGUGCCCGGGGGGCUGCACAGCCCUCUCUUCCCUGGGGAAGCUCCUUAGUCUUCCAUCAUUUACCCAGCUGUGGGAUGCUGUGGAGAGGGAGCACAGGUCUGAUCCAUGCAGCCUGCAUCUGGUUUUCCCCUUUCCUUCUGGGAAGAAGAGGGGAGCACGUGCCACUCUCCCCCUGUGCAAAGUUAACUUCUGCAAGUGGCUGGGAUUCAGCAUCUCCAGCACAUCCCCUCUUAAUGCUUCCUGCCUGCACGAUCAGUUCUCAUCCUUCCUGCCUUUGUCGACUCCUAGAAUCAGUUCUACCCUUCUAAUCUGAGGACCCUCUGGCCCUACCAGCCAAGCCUUGGCAGUUAAUAAUUACAAAGACUAAUUACUUGUGGCGCUGCCUUGGAAAGCUGAAGAUCUUUCCCCUCCUCCCAGAAGCUCCCUGAAGAUAACAAAGGUUACAGCCAGCGACACAAACAGACACAAAUGUACCGAACGCUCCGUUCCCAGACUCCAGAGCAUGAGGUUGGCCUGUGCUGUCACCGUGGAUCCCGGCCAUGAGGCAGGGCAGGGCUGCAAAUGACAGGGACACCCAGGAGAUGCUGGGACAGAGAAGCGCUCCCUGGGUGGUAUCCACAGCAGCAUUCUGUGAUGGAUACAAGGACCACCACGUCCGGCUCGCCAGCCUUUGGCCUGGGGUCUGGCAGUGAGGCAGAGGAUGGGCAAGCGGAGAGCGAGGCAGGAGCGUGUGGAGGCUCGGAGGGGAUAUGGCUGCCUGGAGGGAAGCCCUGGGCAAUGGCAAGCCAGGUCAGUUUUGAGGAAGAGAGCCAGAAGCAACCUGUUGUGGGGCACUGGAAGCCACUGAUGCCAUCCAAAGGCAGCAAGGAGGAGCUGGAGCCGGGGUGCCAGGAUGCUGGAGGUGUGGGUGAGGCCCCGUGCCCCGAGCAGCUCGAUGUGUCGCGCCUGCGCAGCUCCUCGGUGGAGAUCCGAGAGAAGGGCUCUGAGUUCCUGAGGGAUGAGCUGCACAAAGCACAGAAGGAGCUGAAACUAAAGGACAAAGAAUGUGAGAGAUUGUCAAAAGUCAGGGAACAACUGGAGCAGGAGCUGGAGGAGUUAACAGCUAGCCUGUUUGAGGAAGCCCACAAGAUGGUGAGAGAAGCCAACACUAAACAGGCUGCAGCAGAGAAACAGCUGAGGGAAGCCCGGGGCAAGAUCGACAUGCUGCAGGCGGAGGUGACGGCCCUGAAGACGCUGGUGAUCACAUCCACGCCUUCCUCCCCCAACCGGGAGCUGCACCCUCAGCUCCAGAGCCCUUCCAAGGCCGGCUUCAGGAAGGGCCACGGGCGAAACAAAAGCACCAGCAGUGCCGUGGUGUCAGCUGCCAGCCAGAACGUGGCUCCAGAGCCGGUCAGCCGGGAGUGCAGAGAGUCUGGGUUCCCUGCUCUCCUCUCCUUGCUCCUUUGCAUCCUCCCUGGGAAGGCCAUCCACAUCACCUAUGAGCCGGGCUGGCAGGCCUUGGGAGCAGAUGCUUCCUCCUCCUCCUCCUCCUCACGGCAGGUCGACUCCACCUUAUUUGCCGAGUUCCAGGCCUGGAAGGAAUCUCCGACUUUGGACAAGUCCUGCUCCUUCCUGGAUAGGAUUUACCGAGAAGACGUGGGGCCCUGUCUGGACUUCACUAGGCAGGAGCUGUCGGAGCUGGUGCGAGCGGCUGUGGAGCAGAACACCCUCACCAUCGAGCCAGUGGCUUCCCAGACGCUCCCUGUGGUGAAGGUGGCAGCAGAAGAGUGUGGUGGGCCCAAUGGGUUCCGGCCACAAAUUGUAACGAAAUGUGCUCUCAGUGGCCUCCCCAGGACCUGCAAGCACCGGAUCAUGCUGGGAGAUUCUGGGAAUUACUACUACAUUUCACCUUCCUGCAGGGCCAGGAUCACAGCAGUCUGCAACUUCUUCACAUACAUCCGCUAUAUCCAGCAGGGCUUGGUGAGGCAGGAUGUGGAGCUGAUGUACUGGGAGGUCAUGCGGCUCCGGAGGGAGAUGUCCCUGGCCAAGCUCGGAUUUUAUCCCAGUGAGAUGUGAGCAGAGGCCUGAGCGUGGAAGGGAACUGCUCCAGUACGAAGGGCUUUGUGAGUGCAGUGCCUGCCCUGCAAUGGGCCUUUCUCCCUCCCCACCCUCUCUCUGCCUGAAGCUGACCAAGAAGCACAACUUCCACCUUCAGCUGUCCAGCCUCUCCAACUGUGACUGGAAUGCAGCUUCCACGCUGUCCCCUCGGAGCUGGGCUGGCCCUGGCUGCUCUGGGGUGGCCAGCUAUAGACUCUGGAGUCUCCUAUAUGCAGUGUAUAUCCAUUUUUUUAAACUUUUGUUUUUAUAUGCAGUCUUCUUUGGCAUUUUCUGAGGAGGGCAGGAGUUCUGGACCUUCCCUGUAAGCCAGUCUGAGGACAGAUGCUGGCUGUCUGUCCCUGUGCCCUGCUCAUUUUUUGGGGGUACUCUGAGGUCCUGCUGACCAUGGCAGCCCAGAAAAUGCCAGCAGAGCACAAUAACCUUAGGGAGAGCCAUGAACAGUUUGUUUCCAAGUACUUCCUUGUUCCUUUUAAAGGAGCCUGCAAGAGAAGCUUUCUGCCAGCGGAGUCACAAAGAAGGAUUUGUUCCUCUUUUCAGCUUGCUGUUUGACUCUGGGUUAUGCAGGCUGGGGGAAUGGCUGGAGCUGUGCACCUGGGGCCUCCAGCAGAAGAAAGGGAGCAGGAAAAUUCCCUGACUCCCAGCUGGCUGCAGUCGGUGCAGGAUGUUUUCUCCUGGACUAGGAAAUCUGCUGCAGUUGUCACCGGCAGACCUUGCCACGGCCCCUGUGACACUCCUUGGUGUGGGAGUCCCCCAUGGUGCUCUCAAACACAAACCUCAUCCACAAACAUGCCCUGGAGCUGUUCCUGAUCCCGGGGGAGCUUUGAGCAGUCCUGUUUGCAUGGUUUAGGUAGAAUCCAUUUACCCAGCUUGGGUUCUUCUCAUCCCAGAAGGAGCGUGCCCAGGCUGGGCAGUCCUGAAGCCCAGAGGUUUCCUCCCUGGUGUUACAUUAGACCUAGAGCUGCCCAUUCCAGUGGGAAUCCCAGCUUGUCCUGGGCUGCCAUCCCCAGAGAGGGAAUUGAGACACCGUUGUGUGCACAUGAGGGGUGUGGCUGGGGUUCCUGUAUCCCCCAAAAUGUGCUGGGAGGGAGAGAUGUCACUAAAGCUGUUGGGACACACAGGUCUGCCACAGACCCGGGUUUGGUAAGGCUGUGACAGUGAUUUGUAGCCAAUUUAACCUUUUUUUCAGUGUCUGUGGAGCAGCCACCACCCACCCUGGGGUUUCCAUCUCUGACUGACACAUCACCCUGCCCAGCACCGGGUCACCAUCCUCAGCUCCAGAGCUUUCAUCCUCUCCCGAGGGAUGCUACAGCAAGAGCUCAGUUUUCUUCCACUAAAGACACAAACUGAGCUGCUGUGGUUUUGCCCAGAGGAGGGGGAAAUGGGCAGGGAAGGCAAAAGCUUUGGUUUCCCCAGCUGCAGAUUUCAGCUCAGGUAAAUUCCAUCCCUGGAAUUUCUCCUUUCAUCUGCUCCCCCUGACCUUCUGAUCUCUCCAUGUCUUCCUGUGCCCUUGGCUGCUCCAUUGCACACAUUGCAGCGCUGGGAAUGAGGUGAUCUCUCGAGGUAGGAGGUGGUUUGUGGGAUUUUUUUUCUUCCCCUCGGUGUCACAUUGUAAAGCACUUUUUUGAGACGAAAGGAAUUGGAGAAAUGCCACCUGUGAAGUUGUCUUACAUUUCAAGUGAAGCAGAGAGAACAAUUUGUAAAGGAAGAUGAAGUCACUCCGUUAACGGCAGGAUGGUUGCACCCUGCUCUUGAAUAAUGGAAAAUAAACAUUUGCUAUUAACCUCUAAAA
Molecule: messenger RNA, 6517 nt
Organism: Myiozetetes cayanensis
Lineage: Eukaryota; Metazoa; Chordata; Aves; Passeriformes; Tyrannidae
Gene: RAB3IL1
Product: RAB3A interacting protein like 1
Exons: 17
Coding region: 3193-4686 (497 amino acids)
Biological process (GO): exocytosis
Cellular component (GO): Golgi to plasma membrane transport vesicle
Molecular function (GO): guanyl-nucleotide exchange factor activity
Source: RefSeq, a predicted model, not a curated record